AUGCGACGAUCCUCCGCGAUAGCCUCACACCUCACCUCAACUCACCUCACCUCACUCACAAAUCCUCCCCGCCAGCAGAGCCCCAGAGCCCGCUCCCCGCCGCCGCCGCCGCCGCCCAAGAUGAUCACCCGCUUCAUAACCGACGUGACCACCAAGUUCAACCCCUUCUCCCCGCGGGCCAAGCCGGCGCGCCUCUUCCUCUCCUUCCUGCCCCCCAACGCCCGCGCCUCGGGCAUGAGCAUCACGACCCAGCUGCUGGCCAAGAGCUCGGCCGAGCCCGCGUCCCUGACGGUCAAGUUCAAGGACGGCAAGGAGAUGAAGCUCGACUGCGACAAGCUGGGUAUCAAGGGCCUGAUCGAGGAGGUCGACCGGCAUUCCCGCGCCCUGCAGAAGCAGGCCGACCUGGCCAGUGGUUAA
This is a messenger RNA of Thyridium curvatum, 417 nucleotides long. RefSeq lists its product as uncharacterized. The transcript is spliced from 2 exons. Lineage: Eukaryota; Fungi; Ascomycota; Sordariomycetes; Thyridiales; Thyridiaceae. The record is from RefSeq and is a predicted model, not a curated record. Gene Ontology annotation, cellular component: mitochondrial large ribosomal subunit. The coding region runs from base 1 to 417 and encodes 138 amino acids. Gene Ontology annotation, molecular function: structural constituent of ribosome.